Messenger RNA from Amphibalanus amphitrite, 2412 nucleotides. RefSeq lists its product as uncharacterized. The coding region runs from base 1 to 2412 and encodes 803 amino acids. NCBI's taxonomy places the organism in Eukaryota, Metazoa, Arthropoda, Thecostraca, Balanomorpha, Balanidae. The record is from RefSeq and is a predicted model, not a curated record. Gene Ontology annotation, molecular function: nucleic acid binding. The transcript has 2 exons. Gene Ontology annotation, biological process: DNA integration.
AUGGCGGUCACCCAGGAAGCCAAGGACAAGGUCAGGCCGGUGCUCGACUACCGUGAACUGAAUGAGCACCUGGUGGCUCAUACGGCUGAAGCUGAUGUGUGCCGCGACCAGCUCCGCAAGUGGCGGCAACACGGCGACGAUGUGGCUGUCAUCGACCUGAAGAAGGCGUUUCUGCAGCUGCACGUGGCCCAGGAGCUGUGGCCGUUUCAGACGGUAAUCGUGGACGGCCAGCGACAUUGUCUGACAAGGGUCGGAUUUGGUCUCAGCGUUGCAAGCGGCAUCAUGCGAGCGGUAGUGCGGGAAGUUUUGGAUCAAAGUCCAGAGAUCGCAAAAGCAGUGCUCCCGUACGCUGACGACCUGCUCGUCAACGAGACGCUCAUCUCUGCUGAGCGGGUGGCCGAACAUUUUGCCGCAUACGGGCUCUCGUGUAAGCCACCGGAACGGGUAGCGGAUGAGGCCGGAGCCCGGAUGCUGGGGCUCCGAGUGAGACGGCAGUCUGGCGGUGACGGCACACUGAGAUGGUCUCGGGACGGCGUGACACCAGCUGAGCCACCCGGGGUGCUGACCAGGCGGUCAAUCUUCGCCUGGGCGGGUCAGCUAACAUCACACGUGCCCGUCGCCGGGUGGCUGCGGCCGGCCGCCGCCUGGCUGAAAAGGGCGGCGAACAAGGUCACCAAAGAUUGGGACUCACCGAUCACCGACGAUGACCUGCGCAAACAAGUCAGUGAUGUGGCCCGGCGGCUGGCAGAGUGUGACCCGGCACGAGGACAGUGGUGCGUCUCAGGAGACUCGGUGACGGUGUGGACUGAUGCCAGCUCCAUCGCCCGCGGCGUAGUGCUAAGUGACCCCACCACGGGUGAGGUUAUCGAAGACGCCGCGUGGCUCCGAUCUGACAGUGACUCAGACAUGCACAUAAACCUAUCGGAGCUGGAUGCCGCGCUGAACGGUAUGAAUAUGGCGGUGGCGUGGGGAUUCAAGCGUGUGAUCCUCCGCACAGACUCUGUCACUGUUCAGCGCUGGCUGACCGACGCUCUGACAGGCCGUGCCCGACUGAGAACGAAGGCACAGUCGGAAAUGCUGGUUCGGCGGCGGGUGGCCGUUUUCAAGCAGCUCUCCAGCGAGUACGACCUCGUCGUGACAGUGGAGCUCGUGCCGUCGGCUGCCAACCGUGCAGACGAACUCACGAGAGUACCAAAAGAGUGGAUCAGAACCGGAAGCGAGCAGGCGACAGGUGUGGUGGCGGCCGUCAGGACAGCUCGACCUGAGGACAUAAUGGCGGUGCAUGAAAGUGUGGGACACCAGGGAGUGCGGCGGACGUGGUGGUAUGCGCGCCGAGAGCUGGGAAAGAGCGUGACGAAGUCGGCCGUUCGUCAGAUCGUUAGAUCGUGCCAGGUGUGUGCGUCGAUCGACCCAGCCCCGUCGCGCUGGAAGCAUGGUGCCUUGGCGGUCGAGCGCAACUGGGAGCGGCUGGCAAUGGACGUAACCCAUUUCCGCGGAAAACACUAUCUCACCGUGAUUGACUGUGGGCCGUCGCGAUACGCCAUGUGGCGUGAGAUCCGCCGCUCUGACGGGAGCGAGAUCGUCAGACAACUCGAGGCUCUGUUUUUGGAGCGAGGAGCACCGGCCGAGCUUCUAAUGGAUAAUGCGACCGAAUUCAAGGGUCGCGAGCUGAAGGCGUUCGCGGUGCGGUGGGACGUCGAGCUGAGGUAUCGCGCGGCCUAUGAACCUGGUGGGAAUGGCAUCAUCGAGCGCCACCACCGCACCAUCAAAGUGAUGGCCGCCCGUCAGGGAUGCACCGUACCAGAAGCCGUGCACCGAUAUAAUGUCACGCUCAAGGACGGGCGUGAUAUUACCACGGCCCUGAUACAUGGUGCCUACCGUCAGGCUGGCAGAGACUUGUGCGUGCAGUCACAGGGAAACACAGCUGCUCCUCCUCAGACGGCCGGCCAGCCUGGUGUGUUUCAGCCCGGUGAUGCGGUGUGGGUCCGAAAACGGGGCGAUCGGUGCACCGCCGUGUCAAAGGAGGGCACUGUCACCAAAGUCGUAUCCGCUCAGACGAUUGAAGUGGAUGGAGUCCCAUGGCACGUGCGGAACAUUCGUCAUCGUCUUGCCAACAACGGUGACGACGCAAUGGCUGCUUCGACGGAUGAUGAGCAGGAAGAGGAGAUCGCCUGUCCGGUUCCGACCGCCCAUGUGCCUGGACAGCUGGCCAUUGAGGCGCCGGCGGCGGUGGAGCCGUUCUGGAGCCAGUGGGACACGUCGGUGUGCGCCGGCGACGUGUGCUGGUCCCAGCUGCUGCUGCCGCUCACAGAAGCCGCCGAUGGGGAGCUGCUCUCCGUCCGGCUGCAGGCGACGCUGCUGCUGCUGGGGCUGCUGGUCGCCACCGCCGUCUUCACCAGGCACCUCUGGUAG